UGUUGCAAUAGUAAAUUGAUAAGUUAUUUAUAAAAUAUACGUAAACUAAUUUCUUUGGAAAACACACGAUAAAUUCAUUUUGAACGGAAUCUUUAAAAAGGUAGAAACAUAUCACUUUCAACCCCUUUCGUAAAUAAACAAAAAGCUAAUUUCAGAGCAUGAGAAAUUUAUUGCAUAUUAAUUAAACAUACCUAUUUAUUGCAAGUAUCUUUACGUUUCUUUUAAAAUAAUGAUUAAUAGGUCCGAGAAAACUUCUGUAUUAAGAUAAAGAGUGCAGGAGAAAGGUCGGUUAACAUAGUUUAUUUGUUAAAUCGGACAGUAAAGUCUGUUUCGGACAGUAAAUAUUGCGCCGAUUCAAAGCGGGAUUUCAUAGUACACCUACGAGUAGGUAUCUAUGAUAAAACGUCGUGCGCAUCAAAAGUGGAUCGAAGAUUUAAGACAUAAGGCCGUAAAUAGCAUAAUCAUUUGUAUAUAGGUACUAGUUUUAGUGCGAAACUGGGUUCCAUAGUAAACGACCUACACACACACACAUAAUCAGUCGUCUCGUAUCAUUUGAUUCUACUAAAAAAAGUUCUAGAUAAAAUAUCUUGUAUUAUUUAUUGAUUCCAUUCAGUUAUCAUUUGUGUUGCAAGCAGUAAGCAUGAUUCUUGUCUUGCUCGCGUUACUAGCAAUUCUUGGGUACUAUUUCGGUACUCGGAACCACGAUUACUGGGCCAAGAGGAACGUUAAGCACGACCCGCCCGUGUUCAUGUUCGGAAACAACUUCAAGGGCUUCUUCGGACGGCAAAGCUUUACAGAGGUAGCUAACGACUUAUACAACCGGUUCCCUAACGAGAAAGUGGUCGGAUACUACAGAGGAUCUACUCCCGAGUUGUACAUAAGAGACCCAGGUAUAGUGAGGAAUAUAUUAAGCAAUGAUUUUGCGUAUUUUUAUCCACGAGGCCUCGGAAGGAAUCCGGAGGUGGAACCGUUGCUGGCGAAUAUGUUUCACGCAGACGGCGACCUGUGGAAGCUGACACGGCAGCGGCUGACGCCAGCGUUCACCACCGCGCGGCUGAAGGCGAUGUUCCCCCUGGUGGUGCGGUGCGCGGAGCGGCUGCAGGGCGUGGCGCGCGCGGCCGCGGCCCGCCCCGGCGCCUGCGACGUGCGCGAGCUUAUGGCGCGCUUCACCACCGAGUUCAUAGGCGCCUGCGGCUUCGGCGUCGAGACCGAUUCCCUCGGCAGCGAAGACUCACACUUCAGAAAAAUCGGCAGGUUGUUAUUUGCCAGACCGCUUCCAGUCUUAAUUAAGCACAUGGUGUGGGAAUUAUUCCCCCCGCUAAGGUCCCACAUUCAUGUAGCCGAUCAGAAACUCGAAGACGCUUUUUUAAAUUUCGUUAAGAAUAUUAGAGAAGUUAGACAGUGCAAGCCCUCCGGACGCCAUGAUUUCAUAGACCUCCUCCUGGAACUAGAAAGCAAGGGAAAAAUCGUAGGCGAAUCAAUUGAGCACUACAAACCAGACGGUACACCUGUGACUGUGGACGUGGAUAUGGAUUUGAAAAUGAUGACGGCCCAAGUGUUCGUAUUUUUUGCCGCGGGUUUUGAGACGUCCUCAUCGGCCACAAGUUAUACUUUGCACCAGCUCGCAUUUAAUCCUAAAUUACAAUUAAAAAUACAAUUGGAGAUUGAUGAAGUGCUUCUGAAAUAUGAUAAUAAGUUGUGCUACGAUGCCGUGGCGGAGAUGAAGCUGCUAAGCAUGGCUUUUAAGGAGGCGAUGAGGAUGUUUCCAUCUCUGGGCGUAUUGAACCGUGUGUGUGCUCGGCCUUACACGUUCUCCGAGCUGGGACUAACCGUGGGCCCCGGAACGAGGAUCGUAAUCCCGCUGGAAGCACUGCAGAACGAUGAGAAAUACUUCGACAACCCGUGGGAGUUUCGGCCAGAGCGAUUUAGUCCCGAAGAAGUAAAGAAGCGACAUAAAUUUGUUUAUUUGCCCUUCGGUGAUGGACCUCGAGCAUGCAUAGGAUCACGACUGGGCGAGAUGCAGUCGCUGGCCGGGCUGGCGGCGGUCCUGCAUGCGUGCAGCGUGGCACCGGCUUCGACCACAAAGCUGGUGCCGCCCCUGGACUCGCGGUCUAACAUCGUGCAGGCUGUCAAGGGAGGCCUACCGCUCCAGCUUACUGUUAGGGGCCAAUGAGUCGGAAUGAAGAUUGAAAAAUGUGGAAAAGCGCACAUAAAUAAGCUUGAAACUACAAUAA
Messenger RNA from Cydia pomonella (codling moth), 2234 nucleotides. RefSeq names its product cytochrome P450 6B6-like. The transcript is spliced from 2 exons. NCBI's taxonomy places the organism in Eukaryota, Metazoa, Arthropoda, Insecta, Lepidoptera, Tortricidae. The coding region runs from base 641 to 2173 and encodes 510 amino acids. Gene Ontology annotation, molecular function: oxidoreductase activity, acting on paired donors, with incorporation or reduction of molecular oxygen; heme binding; iron ion binding. The record is from RefSeq and is a predicted model, not a curated record.